AGUUUCAAGGAUGAGGUUGUCGUUCGCUCACUCGUUGUCGAGUGGACCGAUCCACGGGGCAACAUCGUGCACGCUAUCCGCGCGGGUGCUCACAAGCCGAUUGAGAUUCGUAAGCGUGGGUUUGUGCUCAGCCAGUUGUGGAGACUGGUGAAACAACCGUCACUAGAUUCUCACUUGUGGAAGGAAGGGAUCUCGAGCCUCGGUACGAACGCGUACAAGGGCUCGCUGCACUACUCCAAUGACAUCGAUGCUUGGGAGCUGUUCAAGGUUGAGGAGGACGGGACAUCGUACCGUGUCGGAUUUCGUGGCGAGAAUCUCGACAACGUCUCCAUUACCAGUGAUCAAGCCGCUGCCAUGAUUGCCAAGCUCACCUUUCCGUAG
Messenger RNA from Prorocentrum cordatum, 381 nucleotides. The record is from the annotation of a GenBank genome assembly. NCBI's taxonomy places the organism in Eukaryota, Dinophyceae, Prorocentrales, Prorocentraceae.